UACAAUUACAUUCAUUCCAUGCAUUAAAAAAAAGAUCUUAUAUAUACAAAUUAAGGAAAUUAAAUUAAGUUAUAAUCAUGAAGGCUGUUGCAGUAGUACUAGUUCUAGUUGUGCUGGCCGCGGUUCAGCUAGCAAUGGCUGGGCGGCUAGAACAACAAACCGGAAUCACCUGUGGUCAAGUAGACGCCAAUUUGGCACCCUGUGUCUCAUUCCUGACACAGGGUGGCGAGCCCAGUGCAGCCUGCUGCAGCGGGGUCAAAACCUUGAGCGGUCUGGCUCAGUCCACUGACGAGAGGAGGACAGCUUGCAACUGUCUCAAGGCUGCAGCAAACCGAUAUGCCAACCUUAAAGAUGAUGCCGCACAGGCUCUCCCUGGCAAGUGUGGUGUAGCCCUCAAUGUUCCUAUCUCCAGGACCAUCAACUGUGACACGGUCAGUUAGUUAAAUCAGCAGGGUGCAUGGUUCCGGGAAUAAUGCUUUGCAAUGGUGUUAAUUAGUUUAGUUAUACAUACAUAUAUAUAUAUGUACUAUUAAAUAAACCAAGGGUUGUUAAACCCUUGAACGUAGUAUAUAUACUCAAUUACUAUGCAGUAAUUUGAGUAGUUUACUGUUUAGCGAAUGUAUUUUGUUUAUAAUAAGAGUUUAAAUGAUCUAUACAUAGACGUUGCUCUUU
Molecule: messenger RNA, 672 nt
Organism: Capsicum annuum
Lineage: Eukaryota; Viridiplantae; Streptophyta; Magnoliopsida; Solanales; Solanaceae
Product: non-specific lipid-transfer protein 1
Exons: 2
Coding region: 78-440 (120 amino acids)
Biological process (GO): lipid transport
Cellular component (GO): membrane
Molecular function (GO): lipid binding
Source: RefSeq, a predicted model, not a curated record